AUGUGCCAAGCCAUCGAUGACCUGGAAGCAAUCAAUGAUCAGGUAAUGGACACUGUCAAUGUUCAUAAUGUGGGUAUUGAUACAUCCAAAGUGAAAGUUACAAAUAGAUUUAAUUGGGAUUCUCAUACAUUCAAGAUGUUUCUUGAGGAAUGUAUGAACGAGUUAAAAAACAGGAACAAACCGGAUACCAUACCUAUUGGAGACAAGGCUAAGGUACCUUGCAAAUUUGGCGAUAGUAGCACUCCGGAUGAUAUACAGUUUGUGGAUAUUACAGAUGGAAAAGAAGCUACUUACGAAGUCCUCUUAUUUGAUGAUGUUGAUCCUUUUCUCAAAUAUGAUAGUUCUGCAUCUGAUUUCAACAUGUGCUUUACCUUCAUGUGGGAUGUAUGGGAGAGGAGUGCACAUGACACGAAAAUUUUCAAUGAAGCGCGAAGGAGACGUGAGUUUAAGUUUCCACUUCCAGCCGAUGAUACCAGAUAUCCAAAUACAAAAGGUUAUAUUGCUCCCUACAAAGGUUCAAACAUCCAUUAUCAUAUUCCUGAUUUUCAACGUGGACAGACUAAUGUCGCACGGGAACCAUGA
Messenger RNA from Lactuca saligna, 582 nucleotides. The record is from the annotation of a GenBank genome assembly. Lineage: Eukaryota; Viridiplantae; Streptophyta; Magnoliopsida; Asterales; Asteraceae.